Molecule: messenger RNA, 870 nt
Organism: Fibroporia radiculosa
Lineage: Eukaryota; Fungi; Basidiomycota; Agaricomycetes; Polyporales; Fibroporiaceae
Exons: 6
Coding region: 1-870 (289 amino acids)
Source: RefSeq, a predicted model, not a curated record
AUGUCCGACAUUCACCGUGUAGCUAUCGUCACUGGUGCCGCGCAGGGUAUUGGUAGGGCCAUUGCGUUGCGAUUAGCGGACGAUGGAAUAGAUGUCGCGGUGAACGAUCUCUCAAGUAACGUAGACGCCCUAUCGUCACUUGUAAGGGAACUUCAAGCAAUAGGACGGCGAUCCGUCCCAAUCAUUGCCGACGUUUCCGAUGAAGACAGCGUCAAGGCCAUGGUAUUGCAAACAGUGCGCGAGCUUGGAACGCUGGAUAUAAUGAUAGCAAAUGCAGGAAUUGGACUAGUGACUCCGCUCUUGAACCUCGAAGUAGAAAAAUGGGACCGUAUUGUCGCGGUGAACUUACGUGGGGUCAUGUUGUGCUACAAAUAUGCCGCCGAUCAGAUGAUCAAACAAGGCCGUGGUGGCCGAAUCAUAGGAGCAUCUUCAGUGCUAGGAAAAAUGGGUGAGGCUUCAUCGGAGGACACACCGGAAGCCAAUGUCAGCAUACUGAUCUUGGAAACUAGGAGGACUUCGAACGUCGGCCUAUUCCGCUACGAAGUACCAACUGUAUACCCUCUCUCGUCAUCAGCUGAAGACAUCGCGUUAGCUUUGGAACUUGCACAACAUAAGAUUACGGUUAACGCCUAUUGCCCCAACGUCAUCAAUACCCAAAUGGCCCGAGAUUUCUUGGGAAGCACACAGGCAGAGAGUGGCGAGCCAGGGGGGGUGCCAGGCUUACGACCGCUUGAAGGGGCUGCGGAGCCGGUCGUCGUAGCCAGCUUAGUGUCGUAUCUAGUCAAACCAGAGGCUUACUUCAUCACAGGUGAGGAUAGUUCGUCCGGGAAUAUUCGGUAUGUAACCGCUCUUUUCAGGGCAAUCAAUUAA